Molecule: messenger RNA, 6180 nt
Organism: Drosophila nasuta
Lineage: Eukaryota; Metazoa; Arthropoda; Insecta; Diptera; Drosophilidae
Gene: Syt1
Product: Synaptotagmin 1
Exons: 11
Coding region: 399-1823 (474 amino acids)
Biological process (GO): calcium ion-regulated exocytosis of neurotransmitter; synaptic vesicle endocytosis
Cellular component (GO): synaptic vesicle membrane; exocytic vesicle; plasma membrane
Molecular function (GO): calcium-dependent phospholipid binding; phosphatidylserine binding; clathrin binding
Source: RefSeq, a predicted model, not a curated record
CUUGACUGUGUAGCCCAAAACGCGAAUGAACAUCGACCGUGGUAGUUGACUGCAAGUACAAAGCGCUGCACUGAAGAAGUGUUCGAAAUACAUGUGAGACUAGCGCUAAGCAAAGGCCUCACUAGCCAACGCAGCACAACACACACACACUCGCAUAUUAAUUCAGCCUCCCUCUUCACAUCACGUCGUUGUCUGCCAGCAGCCCGAGCCUAAGACCAUCUUGAGCCUUCUGUUGCCCUCCUGCCGGAUCAAAUCUACUCACAACUGCUGCUCAACAAACUAACAACAUAAGCCACAGCAACAACAACAACAACAGCCAGCAAACUUGACUCUGCAACACUUUACUAUUAACAACAUUGGCAACAUUGUCUGAUUAAGAGUUGUAAACACAGUGCAAAAUGCCGCCAAAUGCAAAAACGGACGGCGAGCAGCCAGCAGCGGAGCCAGCGCCUGUGGCCCCAGGUGCUGAGACAGCUCCAGCCGAAUUGGAGACGAUCAGCCAGAAGCUGGAGGAAACGACACAUCACUCCAAUUUUCGGGAACAGGCGGCGGUACAGGCUGCCGAACAUCAGAAGGCAGAGAAUCAAAGAAUCGCACAAGUGGAGACUACAAUAGCGCCAAAAACGACAGCGGAACCAGAGGAAUCUACCACCUCGAUGCCAGUGAUUAAAAAGAUUGAGAAUGUCGGUGAAAAGAUCGCUGUGAAACUGGCCGAUACAACGGGCUUGCCCACAUGGGGCGUGGUCGCGAUUAUAAUACUCGUAUUCCUGGUCGUCUUUGGUAUAAUAUUCUUUUGUGUGCGGCGAUUCCUUAAGAAGCGAAGAACCAAAGAUGGUAAGGGUAAGAAAGGUGUCGAUAUGAAAUCGGUUCAGUUAUUGGGAUCGGCAUACAAAGAGAAAGUUCAGCCUGAUAUGGAGGAACUCACCGAAAAUGCCGAAGAAGGCGACGAAGAGGACAAACAGAGCGAACAAAAGCUGGGGCGACUCAACUUCAAGCUUGAAUACGACUUCAACUCAAACAGCUUGGCCGUAACCGUUAUACAGGCCGAGGAGCUGCCAGCUCUGGACAUGGGCGGUACUUCGGAUCCCUAUGUGAAGGUCUAUCUGUUGCCCGACAAGAAAAAGAAGUUCGAGACAAAGGUGCACCGCAAGACCCUCAGUCCUGUCUUCAAUGAAACGUUCACAUUCAAGAGUUUACCGUAUGCCGAUGCCAUGAACAAGACGCUCGUAUUUGCCAUCUUUGACUUUGAUCGAUUCUCGAAACACGACCAAAUUGGUGAGGUGAAGGUGCCACUGUGCACCAUCGAUUUGGCGCAAACCAUUGAGGAAUGGCGUGAUCUGGUCAGCGUUGAGGGUGAAGGUGGACAGGAAAAGCUUGGUGACAUUUGCUUCUCGCUGCGUUACGUGCCGACCGCCGGAAAACUAACAGUUGUCAUACUCGAGGCCAAGAACUUGAAGAAAAUGGAUGUCGGUGGAUUGUCUGAUCCAUAUGUGAAAAUUGCAAUCAUGCAAAAUGGCAAACGUUUGAAAAAGAAGAAGACAAGUAUCAAAAAAUGCACCCUCAACCCUUACUAUAAUGAGUCGUUCUCAUUUGAAGUACCAUUUGAACAAAUACAAAAAAUCUGUCUUGUUGUUACCGUUGUGGAUUACGAUCGUAUUGGCACCUCUGAGCCCAUCGGACGCUGUAUACUUGGCUGCAUGGGCACUGGAACUGAGUUGCGCCAUUGGUCCGACAUGUUGGCAUCGCCUCGUCGACCCAUUGCUCAAUGGCAUACCCUCAAGGAUCCCGAGGAAACUGACGAAAUACUUAAGAACAUGAAGUAAACGCUACACGGCUGACAAAUCCAGCAUUACAGCACACCUAAGUAUCAGACGUUAUGGCAAAAGGAAAAGAAAAAGAUAAAACCAAAGAUAACUCAAGCGAACCGUCAUUGUAAUCGUAUGCAUCAUCAGCUACUGAUCCAUUGGAUCUAUUAUGGAUCUCGAAGGACCUCAACAAACCCCACAACAAACAACAAUCAAUAUAAAUAUCGUAGCCCGCGCAGUUUAUCAACAACAACACAAUCAAAUCUGAUUAAAAACAAACAAACAUAUAUAUUACAAGCCUUUGGAAACAAAAUGGAAAUAAGAGGAAAAAACACAAGUCGAAAGAAACUAGUAUGAAUUUAGAAAUUUAAGUUCUACUUACAUUGGUUCAUCCAUUAUUAAAACAAAAAGCAAUUUAUUAUCCAACUUUGCGCCUGCAAUAAAUUAAUCAAGAAAAGUUUCGUAUUGAAUUGGAUUAAUCACAUUUAUUUCGAAAAUAAUGCAGAAAAUUUCUAGUAUUUUAUUGUUGUUGUCAUUUGAUAAUGGAAAAAUCUACGAGUAUGUUACAAAAAUAUAAUUCAAAACACUCUAUAUACUCAAAUAUAUAAAACCAAAACAAAAACAAAACAAAAAAUCAACUAAAUCAUCAUUUUAACGUGUUAAGUUUUUGAUUCAUUUAAAAUAAAGUAAAUCUAUUAUUAUUUUGUUCUCAUCUUUCAAAAAGGAAAAGAAAAACAAAAAAACGGAAACUGUUGAAAGUUUAUUAGAAAAUCAAUGAAAAUACCAAAAGACAAACUGUUAUGUAAAUUAAUUUAUUAUAUUUAAUUAUCGAUUGUAUUAUGUAUUAUUGUAAUUGUGUAAGUAUAUUAAACAUCAACAUAUAUAUGAGACAUGACAGACAUAUGAAUGAAGAAGUAAAACAAAAAAUAAAUAAAAAUAUAUUAUAUUACGAAUAAAAACAAAAAAAACAAAUUAUGUAUAACCCCUGCAUAGACUAAUGUUAUGUAUACACAACGCUGAGGUUUGGUAAAUCAGACGUAUAAGUAGAACAAAAUAAUACCAAAACACAAAGGAAAAGAAAAGAAAAGAAAAGAAAAGAAAAGAAAAGAACAAACAUAAAAGCAAAUAACAAAAGUUUAACUUUAAAGCGUGAUUUCAAUGGAAUAUAUCAUCAGUUUAAACCCUAACAAAACAAAAAAACUACCUAUCGUAUAUCGAACAUUUCACAAUAUAAGCAUUAUUCGAUUGAUCGAUCCUUUAGUUAGCCCUUCUUCUACUCUUCCGAAAAUUCUAUUCUAUAUUCUAUUCUAUACUAUAGUAUCUAAAUUAAUUUCGCGUUUAGUUGCUUCAAAAAAAAAGGCUCUUAAGGUUUCUACUAAUCUCAACUGUUUGGUAUUUUUUUCGGUGUUGUUAAUCAUAACUAUGAUUGAUUAAUAAUUUGGAAAAGCAUAUUAGGACAUAAUGAAAAUAUACAUAAAUAAAUACUAAACUAAAGCAAAAUAAAAAGUAAAAUGUUAAAACAAGAAAUAUUAAGAACAAUAAUAGUUAUUACUAUUUAUAUUAUAUUCAAGUAUAUAUAAACAUACAUAUAUACAUUGAAAUCUAAACAAUAUACAUACGUUUAUAUAUACUAUACUUCUAUAACGUUGUGCAGCCUGUGCACAAAAACCUACUAAAUUGGUAUUUUCAAUGAACAACAACAACAAGAUGAUGAAAUUCGAGAAGAAGAAUAACAAAUAUAACAAACUGCAAUCUGAGAAAUGAAUACGAUUAUAUUUAGGGCAUUCCACUCAGAGAGCAGGCUAUAUUUAAUUGAUUAAUUGAUUUGAUUAUUUCCAUAUUGCAAAAGUAAAAUUAACUAUUGAAUUAGAUGUUUUUGUCCUGUAAAAAAUAUUUAACAAAACGGUAUAUAAAUGAUUAUAAUAAAUUAUAUGUAAUAAUGAUAAAUGCGUAGUUUGGGAUCUACAAAAUCCCGUACACAGUUUGUAGUUAUGUUCACAACAAAAUGAAAAUGAUAAAGAAAAAAAAUACAACACAACAACAAAUUGCAAACUGAAAAUACCAACAAAAUAUUUAUGUAAUAUAAUUCAUCUAAAUUACAAAUAUAUAUAUAAAUAAAAUUUAAAGACAGGCAAACAAAUUCUACAACAAAUUACGAGUAUUGUUCAAUAAAAAAAAAAAACAAAAACAAAACAAAAUAUUAAAAAAAAAAAUACGUACUUUGCUUUUCCAAAUAAUUACUGUAAAUUAUCAAAACCAAAUAAACAACAACAAAGACACAAAACUUACCACAACAACAACAACAACAACAAAACAAACUAUAUAUAUACAUAAAUACUUGCAUAUUAAACAAAUUAUAUGGAAUUAUAUAAAAUGAUGUUGAUUAUUGAUUUAAACUGAUGAAUGAAUAAAAAAACAAAACAAAACAAAACAAAUUAUAUAUACAUAUUUCUAUAUAUGCAUAUACAUACAUAUAUAAAUAUUAACAACAAAUAAAAAAUACAAUAAUUUCAUUUGGGUUUUUUUUGUCUUUAGUUUUGGUAUUUUAAUUUGAACACAAGUUUACACUGACCACAAUAUUUUCGACGGCAGUGUAACAACACAUACUCAACAUGUACAUACUCACCACACACACACUACACACGCACGUGCACACAUACACAGAGACAGAGACAGACACAGAGCCACCCACGAACUGACCAAAAACAAAAGUAAAAAGAAAAGUCGUACACGUCUGUAUGUAUUAGUAAUACACAUGGAUGUCUACCAUAUAUAGUUCUAUAUGAUUACCGUUAGUCGUACAAUACUGUGUAUACUGCAUGUAACGUACGUAUCUGUAUUAUUUCUAAACGCAGCAGUCAAAAAGCAGCGCAGAAGCCAUCACAAAAAGCACAAAUCAGUAGUUGAAAAUAAACAAACCAAAAAACAGAAAUGAAGAAUACUAAUAAUAGUUAAAGAUAUAAAAUACUAAAAGAAAAAAAAAAACAAUGAAAAGAUAAGAACAACAAAACUGUAGAAGUCCAUGUAUUUUUAUUUUUAGAUAUUUAUGUAUGUAAUUUAUAUAUAUUCGAUAAAUCAGGCAUAAAGGCAUUUAGCAAAACACCAUACGAAACACGAUCGAUCCACAAAAAACUACUAUAUAGAGCGCACCUGAAGGAUUCGAAGGAGAAUAUAGAGCGAUUUGCACCUACAUACAAUAUAUAACGCGUGUAUGUGUGUGUUAGGCAAACAGUAAUAAUGUAAUAAUGACAAAUACAAGAAGAAUAUAUAAUUUAAAAGACAAAUAGGUAAACCAAGAUAUAGGGCAAUGUUUGAUGUUGAAAAUAAUGAGUUAAAAGGCCACGUAGAGUGUGCAUUACAUAAGCGAUAUACAUACAUACCGGCAUACAUACAUACAACAAAUACCGUGCAUAUAUAUAUUCCAGAUAAACAACAUUUUAUAUAUAUACAAAAUAAAAUAUCACAAGACGGAAGGAAAUCGAUAAAAUGAAGAAAUAUACAUAAUCACCACAGCACCGCAUAGUAUGAAAACUAACCAUACAAUAUACAUACAUACAUAUAAAUAAUGCAUUAAUAUACAUAUAUACAUAUACAUAUGUACGUACCACAUACAUAUGUAGGUCGAUGUUCAAGCGCCCCGCUUGUUGGGCAUUUCCAUUAGUUUACCACAUCACUAUCACUAUUUACACUCGCGGCAAUCGAAACUCAACUCAACUGAACUCAACACACAUUACAAUUUUCACCACACUAACACUUCAAAAACACGCGGCGCGUCGCGACAGCGGCUGCGUAACUCACCACUCAUCAUUAAGCUCUUUUUCGGAGUUUUGUUGUUUAUGAUAAACUGUUUAUAGCUGUUUUUUGAAUUUUAAAUCAAUUAUAUUUACUAUAUGAAAAUGAACAUAAAAUAUAUACAUAAUACAUACGAGUAUAUGUUUUAAAAGCUCUUACCAAAACUUAAUUGCAAAACUGAAUUACUGCAAAAACAAAAACGCAAACAAAAAAAAACGAAAACGAUUGAAUUAUAUGUAUUAUUAAAUAAACUGCAUACUAUAUAUAAAACAAUAUAUAGUAUAUAUAUAUAUAUGACGAUGCAACUGUAUUUGCAAGCUACAAGUAUAUAAUUUUAUUUCAAUGCGAAAAUACAAAAGAAUUUAACAACAACAACAACCAAAUGAAGCAAAAUAACAAGUGUAUGCGAGACUCCAGCCGCACACACACACACACAGACAACCACAAGAGCGUCUGUGUGUAGUUUAAUGAUAAAAAAAAUUAAAAAAAUAUAAAUACACUGAUAUGAACACCCACAAAUGAAAUGACACGAAAUGAGGAACGUUUAUAAAGAAUAAACAACUGUUUGAAACUAUUACAACUA